UGCAAGAGAACUUGGGCGUGAGUCCAAAGUAUCUCCAAAGCCAGGAGGGCGGGAGGGAGGAAACUUUGCAGGGAGAGGCGAGGGGUGUGGAUGAAGCAGGGCCCCAAGGAUCAAGACCAGGAUCAAGAGCGAGGCGUAAAAACAGCCCCUUUUUGGCCUGACUGGCGCGCAAAGGGAGAGAGAGGAAGCCGAGCCGAGCAGAGCCUGCGCGCAAAGUUUUAGGCAUGUUAUGAGUCUUGAACCCUUCCAAGAUGGCACAUACCUGAUCUGGCCAUGGUAGUCCAUGCCUUACUCACAUCCUGUUUGGACUGCUGCAACACUCUCUACGUGGGGCUGUCUUUGAAGAUAGUUCGGGAGCUUCAACUUGUUCAGAGAUCGGUAGCCAGGUUACUACCUGGAGCCUCGUACAGGGAGAGAACCACUCCUGUGUUGCGGCAGCUCCACUGGCUGUCCAUCUGCUUCCCGGCUAAAUACAAGGACCCAGCAGAUAGCAGCCAAAAUGUUGGAUCUUACUGAAUUAGUGGAUAUUGAAGUGACUGUAGCAUAUGUCUGGUAUGCAGUCCUCCUCAUUGUAAAAAUGAUGCUACUGAGCCCCUUAACGGGACUCUACAGAGUGUCGAAAAAGGCCUUUGCUAACCCCGAAGAUGCAGUUGGAUUUGGCAAAGGGGAUAAUGCAAAAAAGUUCUUGAGAACUGAUCCAGAUGUGGAGCGUGUGCGCAGAAUCCAUCUCAACGACCUUGAAAACAUUGUCCCGUUCCUUUUCAUUGGAUUCUUCUACUCCUUCAGUGGCGUUUCCCUCUCCACUGCCUUGCUGCAUUAUAGAAUAUUCUUUGCUUCUAGGAUCUUCCACACUGUUUCCUACCUUAUCCCCCUUCCCCAACCCAGCAGGGGUUUGGCUUGGUUUGUAGGGUACUUAGCUACCUUUUCAAUGGUGUACAAGCUGGUGAUGGUGAGUCUGAGCAUGUCAUAAAAAAACGAAGAAACCUCAAACCAACCUAUACAAAUGAUCAUUUCACUGUGAUUUUCAAACUUUCUACCCUUGGGAAAACCUUUCUUACUGAUUAUUGUGUCAGAUCCGCCAAAGGCGUGCUAAGCGUUGUGAAACAUAUUCUAGAUCAGGGGUCCUCAAUCCUAGGUCCCCAGGUCUUGAUGGACUUCUGAUCUCAGAAGCCCUUAUUAGCAUGGGGAAUGAAUAGGAAUUCUGGGAGCUGAAUUCCAUCAACAACUGGGGAACACACAGUUGGGGAUACUGUAGUUUUGAGGAGCAUGCUCAGUGCUGGUCAACCAUUUUGGACCUCACUAUUCCUCACUUGAGCUGAACGUGUGAACCAGAACACAUCUGAAACCACACUGUAGCAGCACAUUCCAAAAAUAGAUUGGUAAAUGGAAAGCAAAUGGCCUUCCAGGACAAUUUAUUCACUGGUGUUUCCUUAUAAUCUAUCACUGGGUGGAACACUUACCUUUCAUACAGAAGAUCCCAGAUUUGAUCCCUGACGUAUGCAGAAGUUAAACCUCCAAAUGUGAAGGGCCAACUGUAUAGAGAAAAUCUAAUAUCUAUAACAAACGUGCAAGUAUGGACUCUGAUUCAAUUGCUCAUCCCAGCUAGACUGGAUUCAUAUACAAUGGACUCAUUGGGAUUUAGGCCAUGAUAACAAAUAUGUUAUUAUGGCUUACAUCUAAUGGUGUGGUUACAUGAUUCCUGAGAUGGUUCAAUGGAUGAUAUUUGGGAAUGAACACAUUGGAUGGAUGCAGGGCAUGCUCUUGAUUCCAGAUCUGUGGCCCUUUCCACUUCACGUGUUCACAAUCAUCCUCUUAACAAAGCUCAAAACCCAUGCUUUUAGAGUAUGAGCUCCUCAAACUUGUUGAACAAAUGGUGUCAAACUCAUUUUAUUAAGUCCAACUUGGGUCGAUGUGCACUUUUGAGGUGAUUGCAAAAGUCACUCAGAGAUAAACAAGUAAAAACAAUUCAGAAAAGUAUAAAAAUGUUAAGGUCUUCGCUUUGUUACAUUCCUUGCCUCCCAUUUAGCUUUCCAGGUGUUUAGGCUGAAUUUAGGUUGGAUCUUAUUCUAGUUUCUGGUUGUUAACUUUGGAUAUUAUGAACCAUUUUGUAUAAUCCUGUUGAAGAGACAAAAUGUUUCCCUGUUACCUUCACCUAUAGGCUAAGCUCCACACGUUUGGAGCGAUUUGUACAAGCUUUCAAGAAUUGUAAUGUGCAGCAAUCCAACAACUGUCUAUUGAUGGCAUGUAUGUGAUUUUUUUUUCUAUGGAUGUUAUUUUGGGAUAUCUCUUUUUGAAGCCCAUAUAAUAAAGACAACAGCAAAAAGAAGAAGAAA
Molecule: messenger RNA, 2333 nt
Organism: Anolis carolinensis (green anole)
Lineage: Eukaryota; Metazoa; Chordata; Lepidosauria; Squamata; Anolidae
Gene: mgst1
Product: microsomal glutathione S-transferase 1
Exons: 5
Coding region: 500-970 (156 amino acids)
Cellular component (GO): membrane; mitochondrion
Molecular function (GO): glutathione transferase activity
Source: RefSeq, a predicted model, not a curated record